GGGGCGCGCGCGGGGUGAAGGGACCCUCCCCCAGCAGCUGCCAUGGGUUCUGUGCUUUCCCUCCCCGCCGGCAGCGCUGCCCCGAGGCAGAGGAAGGCAGCUGAGGAGGAGGAUGACGAUUUACUCGACAGCCAGGACCGUGUGGAAGACAUUGCCGAGUUCCCCUACGUGGAAUUCACAGGCCAGGACAGCAUCACCUGUCCCACUUGCCAAGGCACUGGCUGCAUCCCCACAGAGCAGGUGAAUGAGUUGGUGGCUCUGAUCCCCUACAGCGACCAACGGCUUCGUCCCCAGAGAACGAAGCUCUACGUCCUGCUCUCGGUGCUGCUCUGCCUCCUGGUCUCCGGGCUGGUGGUUUUCUUCCUCUUCCCACACUCGGUGCUGGUGGAGGAUGAUGGGAUCAAAGUGGUUCGGGUGUGGUUUGACAGGAAGAACUCCGCUGUCCUUCUGGCCAUCACGGCCACCUUAAGGAUCAGGAACUCCAACUUCUACUCGGUGGCAGUGGCCAGCCUGACCAGCCAGGUGCAGUACAUGAACACGGUGGUGGGCACCCAGCAGGUCACCAACGUCUCCAGCAUCCCGCCCCUGAGUGACAAACUGGUGAAUUUUACUGUGAAGGCAGAGCUGGGUGGAGCCUUCUCCUACGUGUAUUCCUUCUGCACAUACCCCAAGGUGAAGGUCCAUAACAUCGUGGUCUUCAUGAGGAGCUCGGUGAAGUUCUCCUACGUGGGACACACGACCCAGAGCUCCGUGGAGCGGUACCGGUACGUGGACUGCAGCUCCAACUCCACGGACCCCCUGGCACCUGGGGCAGCCUGAAGGCACGGCUGGGACUUCUAGAAGGGCACAGACACCUUUAACUGGCAGCAGUGACCCUGGUGGGAGGCACUUGGAAGCUCUGGGUGCCUUUUGAGCCCUUCCAUGUGCCCACGAAACCCUCCGUGUGCAGGACACGGGUCCCUCCACGAAGCCUUCCCUUCGCUUCUGGAGAAACAGCUUUUUUUUUGGGUAGGGAAACUGGACUUCAGGGAAACUUCAGGCUCUGAAAUCCCAGAGAUUUCGAGUGUUUUGCACCUGUUUGGAAGCUUGGCACUGCUGGGUGUUCCAGGUUCUCUUGCAGUGGGUUUAUUGCCUUCCUUGCUCAGUGGCAGCGUGUCACUGGGGUGUGUCGGAGCAGGCCUGGAUCCCAAGGGACACUUCACACUUAGGGACGUGCAGGGAAAGCUUCUGCCUCUGCCACGGGCACUAAAAGGAGGCAAAAGAAUCAAAACCUUUGGAACCACGGUGGUUUUGGUUUGCUGGCAGCUGAGAAACCCCCGAGCACCGCCUGCCUUUGUGAGGGUCUGUGUUGGACUCGCCUCCUCCUCCUCCUCCUCCUCUGAUCCUUCCUCCCCCCCUGCAGGGGUUUGAAACCAGGGCAUGUGCAGCUCGGUGUGUUGCUUUGUACUUGUGCUCCACCGCAGGCAAACAGGGAUUUAAACCGAUUUUUGUGGGAGUCUGGGCUUCCAAGGCUUCCCUGCCGGGAGCGGCGCAUUCCUGACGGUCGCUAUCAGCUGCCUCCCGAGAGCAAAUCGAUGUGGCAGCUCUGCCCCCGCAGCCCUGCUGGGGACUCGCAGCCCGGAGAGUUUCGUCCCUCGGGAGUUUUCGCUGGAAUUCGAUCGCCGGGAGCUGCCCCCGUUCGUGCCCUGCCCCUUUGUCUGCCCGCCCGGGGGGUGUGGGAGCAGAUCAGGCCCCUUUUCAGAGAGGGAUGCUCGAUUUUUGUGUGACCGGGACAUGAAAACACACCUUGCUUUCUUCUUUAAGCAGUGAGAUCUCUGCCUAGUGGAGCUGAGUUGUGCUGAUUAAACCUGAGUUGGAUGUUA
Molecule: messenger RNA, 1862 nt
Organism: Pipra filicauda (Wire-tailed manakin)
Lineage: Eukaryota; Metazoa; Chordata; Aves; Passeriformes; Pipridae
Gene: TMEM106C
Product: transmembrane protein 106C
Exons: 8
Coding region: 43-819 (258 amino acids)
Source: RefSeq, a predicted model, not a curated record